Messenger RNA from Drosophila elegans, 5197 nucleotides. It is a transcript of the gene mei-218, whose product is annotated as alpha-protein kinase 1. The record is from RefSeq and is a predicted model, not a curated record. NCBI's taxonomy places the organism in Eukaryota, Metazoa, Arthropoda, Insecta, Diptera, Drosophilidae. The transcript is spliced from 5 exons. The coding region runs from base 1 to 3885 and encodes 1294 amino acids.
AUGCCAUCUCAGAAGCGACUAGUGGCCAAGGGCCGCCGUCGGCGCCAGGCCAUUCAGCUGAAGGACUUCCUGCGCUGCGAUGAAGAGCAGCCCCAGAGCACCAUUCAGUCGCCAUGUCCUUCUGAAUCUCAACCUAAUUCUCAAUCUAAUACUCAGUCCCAGAAGCAGAGCCAUAAAUCUCCGAAGGCCGACAACAGCUCCAUAGGCCUCAUUCCUUCAAACGGCCUUGCCGUAAGCGAUGUGUCUCCCAUUUUGACACCCACCGAUCAGGAGAACCCAUCUCCAACCAUAUCGCCAUCGCUAAGUGCCGCUCCAAUUUCGAAUGCCUGGCAAUUGGCUGCGGAAAUCGUGCAGCCAGAUAGCAACUCUAGUCUGGAUACCGAGGAGUUUCCCGAUUUGGGCAGGCGCUUUAAGCGAGCUAAACAGGCCACGCCACCACCGCUGGCCAAUCCGGAGCACAAUGAGCCCAAGGUAUCGUCAAAUUCUCGUCUCCGUCUGCUUGUUCGUGGACGUCGCAGUCGCGCCAUCAAACCGCCGCAACUGGGCCACUUUCUGCCCGAAUCGGUGCUUCCCAAGCCAGACAGUAGCAGCAGCAACAACAACAACAAUAACAAGCAGCAAAUGGUGGCCAACUGGCUGGAUUCAGUGCGUCCCGGUGACAGUCAACAGGGGGCGGAGGGGGGCAAUGAUCAACUAAAGAGUUCUUCGCCCAAGAAGAUUAUCGCUUUGAAAAAGGAGCAGGAGCAGAAAGGUGCUGCUUCCCAGGAACGGAAGAAAACGCAGGAUAAGCAGCAGCAGACAAGCCCUGUCAGAAACUUACAGCAGAACCAAAAAAGUCCUGUAAUUGCUUUAGAAAAGCAGCAGCAGCAGCAGCAGCCAAAGAUCCCAGCAAAUCCUCUACAGCAGCAGCCCAAGAUUCCAAACAAUCUCCACCAGCAGCAGCAUCAGCAGCAGCAGCAGCAGCAGCAGCAAAAGAGUCUUUUGAUUGCUUUAGAAAAGAAGCAGCAGCAGCAGACAAAGAUCCCAGCAAAUCCUCUACAGCAGCAGCCCAAGAUUCCAAACAAUCUCCACCAGCAGCAGCAGAAGCAGCAGCAGCAGCAGCAAAAGAGUCCUUUAAUUGCUUUAGAAAAGAAGCAGCAGCAGCAGCCAAAGAUCCCAGCAAAUCCUCUACAGCAGCAGCCCAAGAUUCCAAACAAUCUCCACCAGCAGCAGCAGCAGCAGAAGCAGCAGCACCAGCAGCACCAGCAGCAAAAGAGUCCUUUGAUUGCUUUAGAAAAGAAGCAGCAGCAGCAGCCCAAGAUUCCAGACAAUCUCCAAAAGCAGCAGCAGCCAAAGAGUUCUGACAAUUCUCUGCAGCCCAAGCAGCCUGACCAUCCAAGCCCCAGUUGCUCGCACAGCCAGCAGACUCCACCGCGAGCUCAUGCUCAUGAAGUCGACGAUGUGGUGCCGCCCACACCAAAUGUUCCCAGUCAAAGCCGCAGAUUUCCGCGUCGCUACGACAACAAGGAGCGCAGUCCGCGCUCGAGGAACCAGAACUUGGAGCGCUCCUCGUCAGAGGCAUCGCCGCGUCGUCAGUUGGCCAUGCGCAGCGUGCUGAACUGGGAUGCCCAGGAGUUCCGGCCCAGGUUGCAGCUGCAGCGGGCGACCGGAGGCUCAUCGAUUCAGCCGGAGCAGCGGGAUGAGACGGAGCAGCGGGAUGAGGUUGAACAGCUGGAGCAGCUGGAUGAGUCGGAGCAGCUGGAUGAGUCGGAGCAGCUGGAUGAGUCGGAUCAGCUGGAUGAGUCGGAUCAGCUAGAUGAGUCGGAUCAGCUGGAUCAGCUGGAUCAGCUAGAGCAGAUGGAUCAGCUGGAUCAGCUGGAGCAGAUGGAUGAGGCGUAUCAGCUGGAUGAGAUGGAGCAACCAUAUGUGCCAGUUGAGCCGGAGUACUUUAACGGAGAGACCAGAAUGAGCAGGAGACGUCGUCGUCAGCGUUUUCGGCGCCUGGUGUCGAUGCGCAUUCAAAAGCGAAUUGGUCAAGGAUGGCCGGCCACACCCUCUUACCAAAGCAACAGUGUCCCGGCUCUGGCAGCAGCACCUCGUCCUUUUCCCCCUCGUCCUCGGCCGCUGCCGCCGCCGCCGCCGCCCUAUUAUUGCCCUCAACCGGUGGACAACAUGAUGCCGCCGCCCAACAUCCAUGUGACUGUCGGCAACGAUGCGCCGUCCUUGAUCUACUACCAACCGCUGUCGGGGCACAUUUGGAGCGUGUCCUCGCCACCAGGGCAGAUGCCCAUCGACAUACGGAGCAGGAAUGCCAGCCAGUCGGUUUUUCGGCUUGCCAGCCUCCCGUGCACCGGUGUGGGCACCCCCGCUACGGAUAUCUCUACCGCAUGGUCAUCCCGCCGCGCCCCAUCCAGUUCCAUCUCCUGCCGCAGCCGCAGCCGCAGCCACCGCCUGCCGUCCAGUAUCUCCUGCCUCAGUUCGGAGGAUCAAGGGCCGGAUUUGGGUAUCAGCCAGGAUUUGGCUAUCAGCCAGGACAACGAGGACCUUUUGUACAGCAGAACACUGUUGGAUAUGGAUACCCAGGUGGAGGAGCUGGAGGAGAACCAGGACCAGGAGGAGGAGGACCAGGAGGACCAGGAGGAGGAGGAGGAGGAGGAUCCCCGGGAAUGGGAAGCGCAGCUGCUCGACGGCCCAGAAGGCGAAGAAAUCGCCGGCCGCGCCGAUCGCGCCGAGCCCCACAAGAUUUUCCGUGCACCGGCUGAGCACGACCAGGAGUACCCCUCGCCGGACAUGAACUGUGUGCCGCUGGGCGUGAAGAAGCUGCAUCGCCUGAUCACCGGGUCGUACUCCGACUACGCCUUCGUUUACGCCCUGAGUGCCCAGCUCGGCCAGGAGUGCAUGCCCAUGGACUGCUAUGUGUACCUCAAGAUGAUGCUGCUGGCCAGCAUCGUUUCGAUUGAGCCGGACGAGCUGCGUGCCCCCAUCUCGCUGUGCGUCAUUGCCACCGACGGUGUGAUGGCCAAUCGUUUGAUGCACCACGUGGGCCAGCUGGCGCCACGUUUCCUGGGGCCACACGACUAUGGACUGCAGCCGGGAUUGAGUGGCCUGCCCACCCGGUUCCCCUGGGUGGUGGCCAGUCCGCUGCUGAUGGCCCAGCAGGGCGUCUACUACGUGGGCGACUGGACGCGUCUGGCCAAGGAGCAGGGCAGCCAGCUGGAGAAGUGCAUCGAGAAUGGAGCGGUGCCGGUGCCGCAGCUGCAGAUCGAGCAGAACUUGGAGGCAGCCAUCUGGACGCACUGGCGCCCCGAGAAUUCCACCAAUCAGACACUGGCUUUGGCCAAAUUGUGCCCCAUCUUUGGGCUGCCCAUUUAUAUGGGCGAUCAGGUCAGCGACAGCCUCUGGAACUUCAUCAUCCAGCAGCACAGCGAUGAGGGACCGAAUGUGGGUCACGAUGGCCUCAACAUUCCCGAGGACGACAUGCGGAUGCUCCUGCACCUGCUGCACCACCGCAAGAUCUCGUUUCGCGGGCGGGCCCAGUACAUGCUGCAAAAGUAUUAUGUCAUCUCCAGACAGGAGCGACCGACCGUCUUCACCAGCAAGACGUACAUUGUGCUGAAACAGUUUGCGGAAUCCUUCGCCAAACUGGCCCUGCGUCUGGAGGUCCUCGAAUCGGACGUUUGUGUUGCCAUUUUCCACUGCGAGCACUUCGUGCAGCGCAUGUUCGGGAGCAAGUCGGAGCAGCUGGCUCCGCCGGCGGUGAUCGCCUUCAGUGUGAUCUCCCGCAUCGAUCCGUACAUGAACGAGUUCGCCCGCUGGCUGCUGCAGUAUCUGGAUCGCUACGACGACGAGCAACUGGGGCUGCAGGUCGCCAAGCGGCGACGCACCGACAGCUGGGACCUGCCCUAAAUUGCACUCCACUUGGGCACUGCUCUUAGUCGCCAACGACGAUCGCCAUUGAUUUGGAUCCACUCCUAGGUUUAUAGACAUCACACGCUCACCCAGUUAUAUUUUGAAUACCUUUGUAGUUUUGUAUGGAUGAAUUUACAAAACUUGUGUUUGUAAACAAAAUUGGCGCUGAGGCCAGACAAUAGUGCCUCUAAAGUAUAUUCACCAUUUGCUCACAACAAACAACUGCACCAGAAAAUGUUCAAGAGCAAAGUCUAAAUUUAUAAACAUUUUCACCUUCAUCCCUUAUAUUUUCUUGAUACACUUGAUACAUUCGGUAUAUGUUUUGUACUUAUCGCCUGGCAAUCGUUCUUUGCGCGAUAAUCAAAUAACUAAGUUUGCAUAAUCUUGUAGCCGUUUGUCAUCUCACAUUAUUUGCUAUGUUUUGGUAAUCAAAAUUGUUUUCGUUUCAAUAAUUAAAUUAAAUGUUUGGCCAAACAAAUAUAUAUAUUUGAUUUUAAAUCAUAAUAUUCUAAUAUUUUAAGCCAUGUGAUAAUAUAUAGUAUUUUCUUAGAAGAAGAAAUCCACAGGUUAUUUUCGUAAAAACUCCCAAAGCUCUAAUCCAAUCGUAAAAUAUGAGACUAAAUAAUGCAUUUACAAUAAAAAACACAAAAGGUGAACAAAGUACUUCAAAAUCAUAAAAGGUUAAACGAAGAACUGUAUUAAAAAAAAAAAAUAUGAAACUAAAAAUUGCAUUUACAAUAAGAACACAAAAGGUACCUUCAUUUAAAUUUUUUUUUCCAUUCAACAUGAAAAGUUACAAAAUGUAACUAAAUAAUGCAUUUACAAUAAAAAACACAAAAGGUGCCUACAUUUGGAGUUGUUUUUUCCAUUCAACAUGAAACAAAAUGGUUGAAAAGUUAAAAAAUGAACAAAGUACUUCAAAAUCAUAAGAGGUUAAACGAAGAACUGUAUUUAAAAAAUAAAAAUAUGAGACUAAAAAUUGCAUUUACAAUAAGAACACAAAAGGUACCUUCAUUUAAAAUUUUUUUUUCUAUUCAACAUGAAAAGAUACAAAAUGUAAAUAGUACUUCAAAAUCAUAGAAGGUUAUACGAAGUAUUGUAUUUCAAAUAAAAAAACUUGAGACUAAAAAUCGCAUUUACAAUAAGAACACUAAGAGUACCAACAUUAAACAUGUUUUUCAAUGACUACAUAAAAAAAUGAAUACUUUCAAAAACCAUUAAAGGAUAUACAUUACUGAUGUAUUUAAAAAAAUUAACUUUGGGAUUUCAACUAAUUUAACGCUUUAAAAAAUAUGUUCCUUCACAUUUC